Protobothrops mucrosquamatus (brown spotted pit viper) is the source of this 2562-nucleotide messenger RNA. RefSeq names its product ELOVL fatty acid elongase 5 (gene ELOVL5). The transcript is spliced from 8 exons. Gene Ontology annotation, cellular component: endoplasmic reticulum; endoplasmic reticulum membrane. The coding region runs from base 692 to 1579 and encodes 295 amino acids. Gene Ontology annotation, biological process: fatty acid elongation, monounsaturated fatty acid; fatty acid elongation, saturated fatty acid; sphingolipid biosynthetic process. Gene Ontology annotation, molecular function: fatty acid elongase activity. The record is from RefSeq and is a predicted model, not a curated record. Lineage: Eukaryota; Metazoa; Chordata; Lepidosauria; Squamata; Viperidae.
GAAGAUAUUUAAAGAAACAACUUAUGAUUCUCUUUGCAGCACUUACAAAUACAGGGUUAGCUACCCAGAAUCAUAAACAUGAGAUGGGCAGUCAUAUAAAUUGAACUAAUAAAUAAAGAAAUACUUGGGAAGUAUUUCCCAAGAAGAAUUCAACUUUAGAAUAUUCUUAAAAAAGAACCCUUGAUCAUAUUUUACUUGUUCAAUUCAACUAUAUUUCUUUUGCUUUUGUAGGCUGCUUGGCAGUCGGAAGGCUUAUAAUAAAUAUUCAGGGCUAUCACUAGUGGAAAGUAUUUUUAAUCCAAUGUAUGGUCCUGUUUGUGUAUGAUCCUGUUUUGCAAAGCAGAAAUCCUCCCAGGUAGCACCUGACGUUGGAAGGCUAAUAUGAAAACUGGCCACAAAGCUUCCCCGCCAUUAGGUGUUUCUGAAUUGUAUUUUUGACCACUAUGUUGCCUCCCUUCCCUGUUUACAUAGUCAUAAGAGGUAAGGCUUAGCCAAAGUUAAUUUGACAAAGUCAACUCCUCUCACUCAGUUGAUGAGGCAGCUUUAUAUAAAGUCACAGAUUGUUCUGCUGUGUUAUAGUUCCGAAAGAUCAAGCUGCUCCUAAGAUCUGUAUGAGAGUCCUCCAUUAAUUUAAAUACUGCAGUGUACUAUCCAUUCACCAAAAAGAAAAGAAGAAGAAAAAGGUGAUACAAUGGAAUCACUGGAUAAAACAAUCAAUAGCUACCUGGAUGUUUGGCUUGGGCCAAGAGAUCCCAGAGUAAAAGGAUGGCUUCUCUUGACGAACUACAGACCUACCUUUAUCUUCUCUGUCUUAUAUUUAUUAAUUAUAUGGCUAGGACCAAAGUAUAUGCGGAACCGACAGCCGUUUUCAUGCAGGGGAAUUCUAGUGGUCUACAAUAUUGGACUUACUCUUCUGUCCUUCUAUAUGUUUUAUGAGCUGGUGACGGGCGUAUGGGAAGGAGGAUACAAUUUCUUCUGUCAGGAUACGCACAGUGGAGGUGAAGCUGAUAUGAAGAUUAUACGGGUCCUCUGGUGGUAUUACUUCUCAAAGCUCAUCGAAUUUAUGGAUACUUUCUUCUUUAUAUUACGAAAAAAUAACCACCAAAUCACCAUUCUUCAUGUGUUCCACCAUACGACUAUGUUGAAUAUUUGGUGGUUUGUUAUGAACUGGGUACCUUGUGGCCACUCAUAUUUUGGUGCCACUCUUAACAGUUUUAUUCAUGUCCUCAUGUAUUCCUACUAUGGACUAUCUGUUAUCCCAUCUAUGCGCCCAUAUCUCUGGUGGAAGAAAUACAUCACUCAGGGACAGCUGGUACAAUUUGUUCUGACAAUCAUCCAGACAACCUGUGGCGCCAUUUGGCCUUGCUCCUUCCCUAUGGGAUGGUUAUACUUCCAAAUUGGUUACAUGAUCUCCUUGAUUAUCCUUUUCACAAAUUUCUAUGUCCAGACUUACAACAAAAAAGCAGCCUCCAGAAGGAAAGAAUAUCAGAAUGGAUCCGCAGCUGCUAUGAACGGGCACACAAAUAGCUUUUCUUCUUUUGGGAACAAUGUGAAGCAAAUAAAACAAAGAAAGGAUUGAAGACCAAACUGAAAAACUAUUCUGAUAUCCCAGGCAACAACAACAACAACAAAAUCUGAUUGUAAGCACAAUGUGUGUUGUGCACUGAUAACUCUUGACAGCUACUGUAACUAUUCCUGCCUAGAAUAGUGUCGAUUUAUGUAGGAUUUAACCAGUGCAAAACAUCCUAGAAACUGUCCAUAAGCUAAAGUUGAUGAUGUUGAUAAUCCUGGAGGAUCAUAGACUGAAGCAUAAAAUGUGGAAGGUGGUAUUAUUGUAGUAUGACAGACACUGCUGUUGCCUUACUAGUCAAUAUAAUAGGUGCUGAAUUAGGAUUCACGAUUCCAAAACUGUAAUUCAGACUCAUAUUUUUAAUUGUAGAUAGUGCAUGUUACUGUAAUUUGUAUGACAAAAUUCAGUUCUUUUUUUCUUUUCAGCAGUUUAAAACACACAUGCCUUAAAUCAAAAUAAAAGCAGGGCCUAAAAUCUAAUUACCAGUUUGAAAAUGUAUGGAACUGUUUCAUUCUAAGGGAGCAGCUUCUCAAAUGGCAUUUUUAUGGCCCUGGUACGGAUACCAAACGGAGAAGCACAGGGUCAUUGAUGAAAAGUUCACAUACAUAGACAUGUGGGUCUCCCCACAUGUUCAAGCGUACAGCCUCAUUUCCUGUGGAGGGAUUAUAUUUCCAUACCGAUGAUAACGAUCUCCUUAAUGACCCCUUUUUACAAAUGACUAUUUUCAGGUCUAGAAUAUAAAAAUGUCUAUCUACCAAACCCGGAAAGCUAGGGUAAAUCCCCUGUUAAACCCUUCACCCAUACCAAGUAUCAUUGGCGCAGUAUGUGUGCAGCCUGUUUUGAGGGAGGCAUCUUUUCAGCCGAGGUGCAACGUUGUUUAAUUCCUUUCGCAAAUCAAAAGAGACGCAGUGGGCUGUCUGUGACGUGACGCUCAAAGGCGCUCAUGCUUCUAUAUAUGCUCUGUUUGAAAUGACACCAGUGCUAAAAAAAUA